This is a messenger RNA of Somion occarium, 2759 nucleotides long. Lineage: Eukaryota; Fungi; Basidiomycota; Agaricomycetes; Polyporales; Cerrenaceae. The record is from the annotation of a GenBank genome assembly.
GUCGUUGCAUAUCACUUCUGCUGCUGCUGCGCCAUCAUCUCGUCGACGUCGGGACGUACACGGUGUUCUAGUGAGAAAAAUCUGUUUGGAGGGGCACUGCGAGCGGGAAUCUCGGAAUCAGCCCUAACCUUAUUCUAGGUCAUCGGAGUUUGAAUCUUGCCAGUACCCAAAACGCCGGGUAAAUGACUCUUUUGCUUUCCACCUUCACCCACGAUAUUCCUCCCCCUCGUCCGUUCCUCGUCCGAGUGUUCAUGCAGAUUUGGAUUCUCUGAAGCCUUCAGAGAGGUUUCUAUUGCUGACUUUCCUCUGCCAGCUUUACAUUUAGAACCAUUUCUUUGCACGAACAAAAUUUAUGGUUUCACCGCCAAUUUGACGCUAAAUUUCAAGAAAUUGCGACAAAAAGCGGCGAGACUCUCGGAUUGACGUUGGAGGAGGGCCCUUUGACUCAACAAUACCAGGUGGUAAGUGGACUUUGGUCCUCGUGUGCGUAGAAGGUCCCGGCACAGUCGACGGGCAAAGGGCAAAGAAAAUUGGCCCCGCGGCUGUGCAUUGUGUCAUCCUAUUUGGGAUGUCAAAGCCGUUUCUGCUUAUAUACCACUCCGUUGAUUCUUCGGGUCUUGCUCAAUGCUCUCCCAUUCUUUUCUUCAGUUACUACCUUUCCUAAAGGUCAUUCAUUAUGAUCACCCUUAGUCCUGGCUCGCUCUGCGACGUCUGCGCAGAGGAAUACGGUCCUCACAACUACCCACAUUGUAUUCCAUGUGGACAUGUACUAUGCAGGAGCUGUUGCAACUCCAUCCUUCAAAAAUCAGCACCGAAACUGACCCCUUCCUGUCCUUUCUGUCGCGAACACUUUACUAGCGACACCGUUCGUUUGAUUAGAAUUGAUUUUAGCCCCAGCAGUAGUGGUUGGUCGACCCCUAAGCAGUGCGGUGUGGCCGUUUCAGCCCACGGCAUUGUCGAUGACACUGGCGACGACGAUGAUCCUUUGUCUGCGAGUCUGCACAAGCGUGCUGAGGUGAAGCGACUUGAGCAGAAAGUCGCUCGUGUUGCUGCGAAGAAGUGUUCGGUUGAAGAAGUCGCCGCCCUCCAUAGGGAGCUGCAGGAUUGGCUCUCGACUCAAGGGAGGUAUAGCGACAAGGCCACUUCUAUUCAUCUUAGCGCUGCUCUUCUUCGCGCCAUUCUCAUGAAUCAUAACGCGCAUUUCGAGGCUACGAAGAAUGCUCGUGAGAUUGAGGGCCAUCUCAAGGGUGAGAUCGAGGAAUUGCGUGCGACGACUGACAAGCUAGACACUGAAAUACGCAGCUUGCGUUCGCAGUACUCUCAUACUGUGCAAGAGAACCAUUCUUUGCGUUCAGAGCUGAGUCGCUACAAGGUGAGACCUGUGGCAUACGGCGGAAAUGUCCAGAGUUCGGCUGCUCAAUAUGCUCUCAUGUCUCAGACAGGGAACAAUAGCCCUGUUUCCCCUCCACGGCCAUCCACGACCAUGCCCUCCAUCUCUCCGACUCCGUCGACAACUAGGGCUACUUCGCCAACCUCACCCUCGUAUAAGACGCCUAUGCUGCACUCGCCUCUUGCUUCUAGGAUCACCUCCCUUGCUUCUCACGCGAGGUCUGCUUCCGUGGCUCCACCUACUGUUCAUAGCUAUAGAUCUGCCACGCCGUCGGUUCGCUCUAAGACACCGGCGGUAGGUAUGCAUCGGUCUGAGUCUGCGCGUCCUGAGAAGUCGCGCACGCUGUCGAUUUCAAGUCCGGCAGUCCCAAAAAUUCUUCGUUCGUCUUCGAACGAGUCAAGCUCUGAUGAGAUUCAGAGCCAAAAGGACAAAGUGGCACAGUACCCCAUACGUCCGAAGCAUGCGCAGUUGUGGAUACCUGGGCCUAAUGCCAGCCCUCCGACGGGUGCACUUUCCACUGCCAUGCGCGCGCGUACCACGUCUACCAUGACGCCACCUCGAUCCACUAGGACUCCAGCUCCCCGCUAGAUGUCUCUUAUUGAGGAUUCUCUGUUUACAUUUAUCUAUUUGCUAUCGAACUUUCUCCUUCCGGAUUUCCUGCUAUAAUCUACGAUUAAUACGGAGACUAAUCCUCGUUGUACCCUUGUUCGUGACUGUGUAUAGUUCCCCUUUUCAUAGGUAGUUGGGCUUCGGUUUCUUUCGGGGUCUGUAGAUGCGUACUUCACACGCUAUCUUUCUAUUUCCUUUAUUUCUUUUUUCUUAUUUCCUUUCCGUUUCCCUCUUCCUCUUUUUCCCUUCUCGGUCUCAAUCCCCAGGCACCGUUCCCAAUUCUUGCGAACGUUCUGCCUAACGUCCCUCACGGGUUCCGUGCGUUCUCACCUUCAUCUUCUGCGACACCUUCUGAUUUUCCAGUCUUGUCUUCUCCAGUUACUGCUACCUCGAUACCACCCCCAUACCCCUCCCGACAGCGACCUCGCUGCCUUGUAGCAAUGUUGUUUAUUGGCUCUCGGCUUUCUCCGUCUCGUCUCGUUGUCCUCUCGUCGUUUGUUUUUCCAUACCUGCAGGGGUUUUGGAUAUUCCCAUAUUCCUGUUACGAUGCUUCACGGAUUUCACGUUUUUCUCUCCUAGAACUCGACGUUCUUUGGGCUUUACGAUACAUACACAGUACGCGUACAGCUAUCGUACUUACGAUAUCACGGCUUCUUUAUGUCACGAAUGCCAUACAUAGUUUAUACCUACGUUGGUGCCUAUUCUUGUGUGCGAGUUCCACUUACAGUUCAAGCUGAAAUAUCAGGCUCUGUCAAUGAGG